Lipotes vexillifer (Yangtze River dolphin) is the source of this 1752-nucleotide messenger RNA. It is a transcript of the gene MTPAP, whose product is annotated as mitochondrial poly(A) polymerase. Lineage: Eukaryota; Metazoa; Chordata; Mammalia; Artiodactyla; Lipotidae. The record is from RefSeq and is a predicted model, not a curated record. Gene Ontology annotation, molecular function: poly(A) RNA polymerase activity. Gene Ontology annotation, biological process: RNA 3'-end processing. Gene Ontology annotation, cellular component: mitochondrion. The transcript has 9 exons.
AUGGCGGCUCGUGGUUUGGGGCUGUUGACCAGUUUGCCCCUCCGUGCUCAGAGAAGUCAAGUCCACCGUCCUCUCCGCAGGCUUCUCAGUUGCCCAGGAACGGUUGCCGCAGCCUUCGGGAGGGAAGAGCAGUCCUCGGGGAGCGCGGAGACAGGCUCUGAAGACAGGACUCCAAAAAAGAGAUUCUCUGAGGUGCAAAAAGAGAGACGAGAACAGGCCCAGCGGACUGUGUUGAUCCACUGCCCAAGUAAAGUCAGCGAGGAGAAGUUUCUCAAGCACUUAUCCCAGCAUGGGUCUAUUAACAGCCACUUCUUCUAUGAAAGCUUUGGUCUUUAUGCUGUUGUAGAAUUUAGUCAGAAGGAAAGCGUAGCUUCACUGCAGAAUGUAACUCGUACUCCAGGCCUGGGCACAGAGGCUGCAAUUCCGUUCAGAUCACGUUGCUUCAAUUUAAAGUUGAAGACUCCACUAAACCAGACUUGUGAGCGCUCGAGUAUUCAGUGUAGGAAGCAGUCGUCUCCGUCAAGCAAGAAGCUGUUUGAAUUACUUUGUUGUGCAGAAAGUGUCGAUGAUCAGCUGAACACUCUCCUGAGGGAAUUCCAGCUAACAGAGGAGAACACCAAGCUCCGAUAUCUCACCUGCUCUCUAAUUGAAGAUGUAGCCGCUGCGUAUUUUCCGGACUGCACCGUCAGACCCUUUGGCUCUUCAGUGAACAGUUUUGGAAAAUUAGGAUGCGAUUUGGACAUGUUUUUGGAUCUAGAUGGAAUUGAAAAAUAUAGUACUCACAAGGCCUCAGGAAAUUUUCUCAUGGAAUUUCAAGUGAAAAACGUUCCUUCGGAAAGAAUUGCAACACAGAAGAUCCUGUCUGUGGUAGGAGAAUGCCUUGACCACUUUGGCCCGGGCUGUGUGGGAGUGCAGAAAAUACUAAAUGCUCGGUGCCCCCUUGUCCGGUUCUCACACCAGGCCUCUGGAUUUCAGUGUGAUUUGACUACUAACAAUAGGAUUGCCUUGAAGAGUUCUGAACUCCUUUAUAUGUAUGGUGCCCUGGACUCCCGAGUGAGAGCCUUGGUGUUCAGUAUCCGAUGUUGGGCUCGAGCACAUUCGUUAACGAGUAGUAUUCCUGGUGCUUGGAUUACAAAUUUCUCCCUUACCGUGAUGGUCAUCUUUUUUCUCCAGAGGAGAUCACCCCCUAUUCUUCCAACACUAGACUACCUAAAAACCCUUGCAGAUGCAGAAGAUAAGUGUAUAAUAGAAGGCCACAACUGUACAUUUGUUCGCGACUUCAAUAGAAUUAAACCUUCAGGAAACGCAGAAACACUAGAAUUACUACUGAAAGAAUUUUUUGAAUAUUUUGGAAAUUUCGCGUUCAAUAAAAAUUCCAUUAAUAUUCGACAGGGAAGGGAACAAAACAAACCUGAAUCUUCUCCACUGCACAUUCAGAAUCCUUUUGAAACUUCUCUCAACAUUAGCAAAAAUGUAAGUCAAAGUCAGCUGCAAAAAUUUGUAGAUCUGGCCAGAGAAAGUGCCUGGAUUUUACAUCAGGAAGAUAAAGAUCGCCUUUCGCCAUCAAAUAAUCAGCCCUGGGGGCUGGCAGCCCUGCUGCUACCUUCUGUAGCAAAUAGUAUGUCUCUUGCCAAGAAGAAAAAGAAGCCUGCAAGUGAAAGAAUUAAAAACUUGUUGGAAUCCAUAAAAAGUAGCAGUACGGAAAAUUCCACAGCCACCAAUGGGUAAAGAGCAGUUAGUACUCAGGCAUAA